UAAUUUUAAGCAUCCUUAACAUUUUUUGAAACUUGACAUUGUUUGAAAACUAUGGUCUUUUAAUCCAGAGUAUAUUUUUUCUGAGGGGGAAGAGCUAUUAUACUACUCUUAAGGUGGUAAGGAUGUAAAUAAUGAUCGAAAAAAAAUAUUUUGUGAAAUUUUUUUUUAUGGUGGAUUUUCACCCUUUGAUAUGUCUAUUUUCAUGCAACUAACAUUGGAAACAAUAAAAAAUAUUUCUUGGUCCAUAUUUACACUUUAAAACACUGUAAGGUAAUAUCAGAGUCCAUAGCAACGUACCUAGUUACCGUAAACAGAAGUUUAUUCUUUAUUUUCCUAUCAUAAUAUGUGCCUUAUUUUACUCAGUACAUUCACAUGGAUGUAUCUGCAAUCUUUAGCGGUCUAAAUAUCAUAUUUUGAAGUCACAAACGUUACUCAGACAGAUAAAUAAGCUGAUUGAACAUUUUAUACUUUAUAUUAUUUACAAAAAUUUGUUCUUUAGAGAACCGUAUGUCUUUGAAUUUAGACUGUUUUAAUAAUUAAUACAAUGGAAUUUCAUGAAGAUAGUAGUAAAAAUAAGAAUAUAAAUAACACAUCAAAAAGUAAAAAAGCAAAAAAAGAAAAUGGAAUGGUAUUGUUUCAAAACAACCAAAGUUUACUGUGACACCUUGUGUUAUUGGUGAAUCCUUUCAAUCAUCCUCAGCAAAAAAGAUUUCUUAUACUGUUGAUCAGUUUAACUCAGAGGGUUUGGUUGAUAAUAUUGAAGACUUUUUCUUAUUUCUUCAUUUUAAUGUGUUAGCAAAUAUUUGUCGUGAACUUAUAUCAUGUCCUGAUUGUGUUGCUAACGUUGUUGUUAUUGAUCAAUAUUUAAAGCGAAUGGGUUUUGCACAUUGUAUUCUUAUAAAAUGUUCAAUAUGUGAUUGGAUGAAACCUUUUUAUACAUCUCCUAAGACUUCCUACAAUCUAAAAAUUGAUUUUAGAGGUCGCAAAACAUUUGAUGUAAAUGCCCGAGCUGUAAUUGGUUUUCGGGAAAUAGGUUGUGUAUUUUCAUUUAUGCAGAAAUUUUCCUCUAUCAUGAACUUGAAGUACAUGGCAUCAUUCUCUUUUAAACUGUUGAACAAGAAAUUAAUGACAGCCUACAAAAAUGUUGCAGAGAGUAGUAUGAAACGUGCUGCUGAAGAAGCUCAAAAAAUAGAUUUAGCAGAUAACAUAAAAUGUGUACGUGUUUCCAUUGACGGUUCCUGGCAAAAAAGAGGACAUGCCUCUUUGCAUGGGGUAGUAACUGCGAUAUCAGGUGAUAAGUGUUUGGAUAUGGUAGUAAAGUCAAAGCACUGCUUUGGAUGCAAAAUGUGGGAGAAUAAAAAAGGUUCACUUGAAUAUGAUAAGCUUGAAUGCGUUGGACAUGCGCAGAAACGAUUAGGAACCCGAUUACGCAACCUUGUUAAAUCUUACAAGGGUACAAAAACUCCUGUCUCUGAAAAAGGUCAACUGACGGAUAAAUGUAUUGAUUCCAUGCAAAAUUAUUAUGGUAUGGCAAUUAGAUCAAACCUUUCCAAUGUUUAUGCUAUGAAAAAAGCCAUAUAUGCAAUACUGUUUCAUUUCACAAACACAAAUGAUCCGCUUGAGCGUCAUAAAUUUUUCCCUCGAGAUACCAACAGCUGGUGCAAGUACUGUUCCAAGUGCCAAAAGGAAUAUAAACCCUCCAAUACAAUCUCUUUUUGGAUAAAGAGUCUUCUUCUACCGAUUUUUAAGGAUUUAAUGGAUGAAAAUUUGUUAAAAAAUGUGUGCAUGGAAAAUCCAGAAUGCAAAAGAGGCCCUAAAUGAACUGAUAUGGUCAAGGUUACCAAAAACUGUAUUUGUUGGCAGAGAAACCAUAGAAAUGGGUGUAAAUUCAGCUAUUAUUCAUUUUAAUGAUGGACGCAAAGGAAUAUUGAAGGUUUUAGAACACAUUGGUUUGAAAGGGCAAAUUUCAAAGGCAACUGCAACAAAUUUAGAUAAUUCACGCAUUAAGCGAAUGGAAAAGAAGUUCACGACUGCAGAAAAAAAGCAUAGAAAAAGAUUGCGAACCAGAAAAAAAGGAUUUUUUGAUAAAAUGAAUGAAAAAGAAUCUGUAGAUUCAUAUCAAACUGGUGCUUACUGAGGAGAUUAUUUAUUUAUACUUAUUUUUUUAACAUUUUAUUUUUGUUUUGCAUUUUUCUCUGUUUUCAAUUUUUUGCAUACUUGCUAUAACUCAAAACAUGAUAACUCGAGAUAGAGUUAAGCAUUUAACUUGAAAUUUUCAAUUUGUGUUUAAUAUGAUCUAAUACUCCGGAUGACCCAUGGGUUUUAC
Messenger RNA from Hydra vulgaris (swiftwater hydra), 2326 nucleotides. The record is from RefSeq and is a predicted model, not a curated record. NCBI's taxonomy places the organism in Eukaryota, Metazoa, Cnidaria, Hydrozoa, Anthoathecata, Hydridae.